Athalia rosae (coleseed sawfly) is the source of this 2536-nucleotide messenger RNA. Its product is annotated as N-acylneuraminate-9-phosphatase. Bases 406 to 1188 code for a protein of 260 amino acids. The transcript is spliced from 3 exons. Gene Ontology annotation, molecular function: hydrolase activity. Lineage: Eukaryota; Metazoa; Arthropoda; Insecta; Hymenoptera; Athaliidae. The record is from RefSeq and is a predicted model, not a curated record.
UUAAUAUGAUAUAGUGUCCUACUCAAAUCCAGUCCCUUUUCCUUUCCUCAUUCUCCUUCAUCCACCCGUUAAUCCAUGAAGAACUUUUCGUCAUAUACUGCCAUAUACAAUACAUUUAAUCUCUAAACACCAAACUUACCAAUUAUGCUUUUGUUCACAACAUGAAAAUGAGCACAUUUUUGUUCGUUCUAUUCUACCAAUUGUUAAUUACCAGAUUUUAACUCGUUAGCUCAUCUGUUUGACGAUUCUCAUUCACAUUCAGAAACAUGAAAUUUUAUUAAAAAUAAUACAACAACAAAUGAAUCAGCACAAAUAUAUAUUACCUAGCAAUAGGUAGGAUGGAUCAAAGUCCAACUAUUCAGCAAACGGACGAGUUGGCUAUAGGAAUUUAGCAUAUAAGUAAACAUGUUUUGGAAAAACGAUAGCAGGAGGAUGAAGAGAACGAUUAUUAAUGUGCACAUACAAUGGUUCAACUUAAUGUAUUUGUUUUGGAAUCAGUUAUUCAUCUAUUUGGUGCUCUCCGAGGAGCUGACUCAACAGUACGCAAUCCCACAAGACUUGUCAAGUAAAAUUACUACGAGCUACUUGAAGCAGUUUAGAAAAUGUCCAGAUAAUCCCAAGUACAGUUUGGAUGUGUGGAGAAAACUUCUAUGGAGCAAAGCUCUUGGAGACAAUUACUCGUACUUGACCAAAGCAGUAUACGAAAGAUGGCUACACAUGAGAUACCAUUACCUCGCAUUGCCCGUAGACACCGUGUCGAUGCUAUUCCAAUUAAGGAAGAAGUACCUUCUUGGUAUCAUUACGAACGGGCCAUCCAAUGCACAAUGGGAAAAAGUACAAAAAUUAUCUCUGAACCAGUACUUCGACCUCAUUCUCGUGUCCGGAGAUCUGCCAUGGGAAAAACCUGAGCCCAGAAUAUUCAAAGAGGCCUGCCAAUGCCUCAGAGUCACACCAAUCGAAUGCAUCAUGGUCGGGGAUAAGCUAGAAACGGAUAUACUAGGAGGUAUUGAAGCUGGUCUCGCAGGAACCGUAUGGAUACCAACUACAGAAAAGCCCCGUCUAUGCGCAGGGGAUCCAAAACCAGACGUCACAAUAAAGCACGUUACAGAUAUCAUGACGGUCUUAAAUCGUGGUCCGGGUGCGCCAGAGCUAGAAGAUACAUCCUCAAAUUCAUCUGAUGGCAGCUGAUGGGUGGAAAAAUGUUUCCCAGAAACACAUUCUGUGUUCCUUUUGUUGCUAGUGAUGAAUUACUGAUUCUUAAGAAUAUAAUUUAGUUAUAGAUUUUCUCAAGCACUAGCGGGCAACUGCACCGUUUUCUAUAUUCUGGUACGAAGAAACUUAUAUUACAAAAGUGAUCCGGGGUUAAGGAUGUAUUUUUCAAAAUUUCAAAAUAGUAAUAGGACACUUUAUCUUUAAUGCGCUAGGUGCUGGCUGAUUGCCACCUCAUUCCUAAGAAACAAACAGUUAAAUUUGUUGCAAAGCAAUACGUGGUUACAUCUACUAUUGUCAAUGUGUGUGGAUCAUAAUUUCUUCUCCACACGUUACACAUUCUGAACUUCUCUGAACGUACAAACAGCUGAAAGAUAGCCAUAUUAGGCUACUCUAAGCCACAUAUUAGUUUUUAGAAAGUAAAUUGUCACAAUGUGAAAAAGGUACGUGAUUCUUUUAAUUUUGUUUUACGAGAUAUAUAUAAAUAUGUAUGUAUAUAGUUUUUUUUUUCUUCUCCAGAAGAUGGGUAUUUUUGUUUUUCAGCUUCAUUGUUGAUUCAAUUUUUGAUUUGUUUACAAUUUUUUCUUCAUCUUGUCUUUCAGUAGAAGGAGUCUUAGAAAUGGGGACUCAUUCUCUUGAUUUGUCAGAGUUUUCCUAUAAGAUGUUAUCUUUAUUACAUAUAAAUAGAUUCAGUAUAUUAAAUUAUGAAUGCACCAUAUCGAAUCCCCAAUGUCAAAUGAAAUGUAGAACUUAUGUACAAAUUAUAGCUGUGCAUAUCCAUAUCUAUCUAUGUAGAUAUAUUAUAAUCUCAAAACAGGGGAAAGAUUAUAUGAAGAGAGAUAUACAAUAUUAUAUAUGUACACUUAUGUAUGUAAAUAUAUUGCAUGUAGUUUAUUUUUUGGUAGCUGCAAUGACAGCUAUUUUAGAUUUUGUAUAUAUACGUAUAUAUGUAUGUAUCAGAAAUACAUUCAUUUAUCGUAUGAUUAAAUUGUUCAUGUAUAGUUAACUUUGUGUCAUGCUUAAUGUAUGAUAUAUGUAUAUAUGCUAUAAUAUACAUAUUUAUAGAUUACAUGCCAAUAUGAUAGGUGUUGAUAUAUAUUUUUCCACUACACAUACAUAUAUGUAUUAUAUAAUAUAACUAUAUUACAUAUUUUAUUCCUGUUGAAUAUUUGUCGAUAUCGAUAAUAAGCUUUAGAUAUAACUGACAUAUGUCAUAUAGGCAAAUGGUAUUGUAAACCUUUAGCUCAUACCCUAUUGUAUUAUGUCGUAUUUUCAAGUGGGAAUAACAACUAUAGGAUGAUGAUAAUAAAUACCCAGGUAUUGGCUA